This is a messenger RNA of Sphaeroforma arctica JP610, 768 nucleotides long. RefSeq lists its product as hypothetical. The coding region runs from base 1 to 768 and encodes 255 amino acids. The transcript is spliced from 3 exons. The record is from RefSeq and is a predicted model, not a curated record. NCBI's taxonomy places the organism in Eukaryota, Ichthyosporea, Ichthyophonida.
AUGGAGCACCCUACUACUGAUGAAUCUUGGUGCAUCGUCGAGAACUGUCCAGCACAGAUCGAUACCGAGGCCAAUGAUAUCAUAGGGAUUUCUUCAAUCCACGUCGUUGGAGAUCGGACAGUGGCAGGUACAUUCUUGAUAGGUGUUGCGAAUACACAGACGGUCUACAAUUCUAUUCCAAAUGAAUACCGGUGGACCAUGAACAUUGGCACAGCCUACUCCACAAGUGACGUUGCGAAGAUCCGGGAUCUCGUAAAGCCGGUGCUUCAGGCGACUCUGGGGUCCAGAGGCAUCUCAACGAUUGAUAGUGGCAUCAUGUCUACAAAUGCGGAUCUUAAAUAUGCCGUGUACAUUGUGUUACACAUGACCAGUACAGCGGAGCGGGCAGUCUCCUCGCUGAUCAGUAGUCACUCGGCAGCGACAAGGUUUGCGAUGAACAAGUACCGUGAGAUUUUCUCCGUACCUGCCGCUAUGGCAAAGUCCCUGCUUGACGAGAUUGUCCAAACCUGUCACCAGGUCUCGGCUGGUGGAUUCGUGGAGGAGCAGCGGCUGGCGGCUGAGUUGGAAAGAAUUAAAGAAGUAUCAUCGUGGACAACAAGUUGCAUGAGAAGACGCGAGCCACGGUCGGCCCUACGUGCUUCAGAAGAAGCACGUAAGGCUGCGGAGGAUGUACGCUUAGACCUGAGCCAGAGACUCGCAUCGUCACAAGCGCAGCUCAUUGAGCUUGCCAUGCUGGCCCCGGCUCGCAAGCGGGUUAAAAACUACUAA